CAGUGACGAAGUUCGUCUUGGACGAACUCAAACCCCAUUUUGGCAAGAGACUCCUCGGUCACCACUUCCUAAUAUUGACAGCCCCUCGGCUGCAUAGUUGGUGGGUCAUGGACAAGAGGGUGGCGUCAGAUGGGGGACAAGGGAGGCGACGGAAAGAUGGGAGCCCUGAACCCGUGAAAGGAGAUUCGGGCCCCGUCGAGACAAAGACGAAGAAGGGCUUCCAGUCCUUGGUCGACCCCUUCUUGUCACUGGGUGCACAAUCUAGACCCCUGUCUGGUGCGACGAUGAUCACACCGACCAAUAAUGACUUGCACCUAGCACAUUUGCGUUUCCUCGAAAACUGUGAUGAUGUCCAACCAUACUUUAUUGAACAUAUGGGUGCUUUGGUGAAAACGUAUCCACAACGUUCUAAUGAUGAGGAGUGGCUCAAGAACAAGCAAAACGAAACUUUCCCGGGCUGGUUUCGUAGAAAAAUUUCAACAGACAUGCUUGUGGAGAAUAAUACGGUAUCAACGGAACUAAUGUGGAUUGUAGAAAGGCCUAAUAAGGAUGUACCCACUUUCAGUGGGUAUAAAAUCAAUGGUGUGACCUACAGCACCAAAGAACGUGAUGAUAUGCGUCAAGUUCAGUGUAGUGGUGUUUGUGUAGAAGCUCAAACAAUGCUCAUUGUUGGUGGAUGUUGGGUGCAGUUUUAUGUCAUGAUCUGCACUUCAUGUCUCUUGGAGAGUCCUUGCCCUCCUGUACCUUUUUUUGCUUUAUGGGUGGAAUCAUACCGGUUGUUUUGGAAUGGUAAGGGCCUUGUGCUUCAAGCAAUUGAUUUAUACUUCGAGUUCAUGUCGCUGCUAGCAGUGCUUGUCCUCCUGUAUAUUGAUGUUGCUGUGUCUUAAGUUGUGUCCUCCUGAUGGAUACGUUGGGCCAUAGUUUUUUUGCUUUUUGGGUAUAACAAUAAUGCUGUUCACUUGGUGGCUUUUCCCAAGGUUUGUACUGUCAAGUUUUCUUGGUGGGUUUUUCCAUUUUGGUUUCUGCUCUAAGGUGUGUAUGAUUACUUUUAGAAUAGAUGAUUGAAGGAUGAAGCUGCUUCAAGGAUAUUAACGAAAUGCUUGAAGGAUGAAGCUUGAGGGAUAUCCAUGUUGAUCAUGUUUUGGAGGCAUCAUCAUGAAAAAUUGCAGCACCAAAGCAGUUUCUUGAGCAAAAAAGUUGUUCUCUGGUU
Molecule: messenger RNA, 1210 nt
Organism: Cuscuta campestris
Lineage: Eukaryota; Viridiplantae; Streptophyta; Magnoliopsida; Solanales; Convolvulaceae
Source: the annotation of a GenBank genome assembly